CUCAUUCGCAAAUUUCAAAAAACCAAAAGAUCAACCAGAAAAAUGAGCGCAAAGGGCCACUCGAAGGCAACAACAAGCUCUGGAUUGCCGCUGGACGUGGUGCGGCUGCGCGAUGCAUACGACGUGGCUCUGCUCAAGGGUCUGUACGACCAGCUGAUGGUGCCGUCGUUUGGCAUGUUCGAGUCCGAGCUCGAGGCGUGCGAGACCUGGGAGGAGCUGCUCAACCCGGCCACCCGCGACAGCGUCCGAGACGAGUACGAUCUCCACGCCGUCUGCCUGCUCGACGACUCGCCCGAGGUCGCAUCCAAGCCCGCCGUCGAGCGCAUUGCCGCCGCCGUCAUGUGCGAGUACUACCCAAAGUCCAACUGCGGCCUGAUGACUUACAUUGCCGUUGCCGACUCGAUGCGCAAGCACGGUCUUGGCCGUGUCCUCGUCUCCGAGACGCUUGCCGCGCUCCACCAGUCUGCCCAAGCAGCUGGUAAGGCUGGCUGCGCUGCCGUCUUCCUCGAAACCAACUCGGACGCCGUCGACGCCGAGAAGGACGUCAUGGUGCCUGCCGAGCGCAGGAAGGUGCUGCACCGCCUUGGCUUUCGGAUUCUGGACUGCACCUACGUCCAGCCCGCCCUGUCUGCCGAGCAGGAAAAGUGCACCGAUCUGUUGCUCGCCGUGCACAACUCGUUCCUGGGCGACACGCCUGUCGCUGAGCUUCCUGCCGCCACUGCUUCGGCUGCUGCUGCCACUGCUGCUGGCGCUUUGACCCGCAAGACGCUGUCCUCGCCCCUCAUCCUUGCCUUUAUGGAAGAGUUCUUCUCGGUGCUGAUGGGCGCCGAGUCGCUCAAGACAGAUGCCGACUUUUUGGCCAUCCAGAAGGAGCUCCAGCCCCAAAAGGUUGUCACUGCGCAGGAUUAGCAUCAAGGCAAAUGUGCUGCCGGCAAACCAUUUAGUGAUGACACUUUCUGUGUGCUUGUGUAAACCAUUAUCCAAGUUGUGCGACGCUUUUUUCGUUAAACUGAUUGCUUUUUCAGAACAUUUUUUUUUUGAAAAACUGUAUAAUUUCAAUCAAUCUCGAUGAGGA
Capsaspora owczarzaki ATCC 30864 is the source of this 1075-nucleotide messenger RNA. RefSeq lists its product as hypothetical. Gene Ontology annotation, molecular function: acyltransferase activity, transferring groups other than amino-acyl groups. The coding region runs from base 43 to 909 and encodes 288 amino acids. Lineage: Eukaryota; Filasterea; Ministeriida; Capsasporidae. The transcript has 2 exons. The record is from RefSeq and is a predicted model, not a curated record.